AUGACAGAUCCUAAAAUCGUCCAGCCCUUCGACCCAGGAACAUCUCCACCAGACUCGGAGUCUUGUCCCUUCUGCAAUAUAUCCAAUUCCUUCAUCCCCUACGACCCCGAACAUCCUCCCUCAAAAUCUCCCGCCUUAGAUCCGUUUAAGCUCGCGCCUCCAGCCUUCGUCGUCCUCUCUACACCCACGCUUGUCGCCUUCCUCGACAUACUGCCUCUGUCCGCAGGCCAUUUACUACUAUGCCCGCGAUCCCACCGGCCUAAGCUAACAGACGUGACACCAUCCGAAGCAGCCGAGUUAGGCGUAUACCUACGUGUGCUAUCCGCGGCGUUAGUACGAGCCACAGGCGUUCCCGAUUGGAACGUCGUGCAGAAUAACGGUGCAGCCGCCGCACAGGUAGUCAAUCACGUCCACUACCAUCUGAUCCCGCGCCCGGAGAUCCGCGCCAGUGGGCGGUUCAGGGAGAGCUUUACUAUGUUUGGGCGGGGUACGCGCGAAGAGCUGGACGACGAGGAGGCCGAGGCACUGGCUGAGAAAUUGAGAUUGAGUAUCGCGCUAGUGCUAGAAGAAGAGUCUAGGAAAGGGAGAUUAUGA
Messenger RNA from Annulohypoxylon maeteangense, 594 nucleotides. Its product is annotated as HIT-like protein. Gene Ontology annotation, molecular function: catalytic activity. The record is from RefSeq and is a predicted model, not a curated record. Gene Ontology annotation, biological process: nucleotide metabolic process. Lineage: Eukaryota; Fungi; Ascomycota; Sordariomycetes; Xylariales; Hypoxylaceae. The transcript has a single exon. The coding region runs from base 1 to 594 and encodes 197 amino acids.